AUGGCGGCGCUCGGUACGGAGUUUGGCGACUUGGUGCAAAUUAAAAAACAACUAAUAUCUAUAAUAUCGCAAUGCAGAGAAAGGGGGCUAGUACAUAGUGUGAAGUGGGCUUCCGAGUUGGCGUUUGCCUUGGACCCUCUCCCAGUAAACGAACACCCCCCGCCUCCUGAUCUCACUGAGGAGGAUGCUGCAGACUUUGACGCUCUCUGUUUGGCCAAAUCCUACUUUGACCUGAAGGAGUAUGACCGCGCUGCCUAUUUUCUUCGGGAUUGUCGCAGUAAAAAAGCCUAUUUUUUGUAUAUGUACUCUCGAUACUUGUCAGGAGAGAAGAAGAAAGAUGACGAGACAGUGGACAGCCUAGGCCCUCUGGAGAAGGGUCAGGUGCGUAACGAGGCCCUGAGGGAGCUGAGAGUGGAGCUGAGUAAGAAGCACAUUGCCGGGGAACUGGAUGGAUUUGCCUUGUACCUCUAUGGGGUGGUGUUGCGGAAGCUGGAUCUGCUUAAAGAGGCGGUGGACAUCUUUGUUGCCGCAACACACGCCCUGCCUUUACACUGGGGAGCCUGGCUGGAACUCUGCAAUCUGGUCACCAACAUUGAAAUGCUGAAGUCCCUGUCGCUGCCGGAGUGCUGGGUGCGAGAUUUCUUCCUGGCUCAGAUGUACACGGAGCUGCAGAUGAUCACGGAGGCGCUUCAGAAGUACCAGAGCCUCAUCGAGGCCGGCUUCUCCAAAAGCACCUACAUCAUCUCACAGAUCGCCGUCGCCUACCACAACAUACGAGAUAUUGACAAGGCUCUUGCACUCUUCAACGAGCUGCGAGAGCAGGACCCUUUCCGCAUCGAGAACAUGGACACCUUCUCCAAUCUGCUCUAUGUCCGAAGUAUGAAACCGGAGCUCAGCUAUCUGGCCCACAAUCUGGUGGAGAUUGACAAGUACCGAGUGGAGACAUGCUGUGUGAUCGGUAACUACUACAGCUUGCGGUCGCAGCAUGAGAAGGCAGCCCUGUACUUCCAGCGAGCCCUGAAGCUGAACCCACGCUGCCUGGGGGCGUGGACCCUCAUGGGCCAUGAGUACAUGGAAAUGAAGAACACAUCAGCUGCCAUCCAGGCCUAUAGACAUGCAAUCGAGGUGAACAAACGUGACUAUCGAGCCUGGUACGGACUUGGACAGACCUACGAGAUCCUCAAGAUGCCCUUUUACUCUCUAUAUUAUUACCGCAAGGCCCACCACCUCAGACCCAAUGACUCGCGUAUGCUCGUUGCUCUUGGUGAAUGCUACGAGAAACUCAACCAGCAUGUGGAAGCUAAGAAGUGUUAUUGGAGGGCGUACUCAGUAGGCGAUGUGGAAAGGAUGGCUCUUCUCAAACUGGCUAAACUGCACGAACAACUCCAUGAAUCAGACGACGCUGCUCAGUACUACAUCAUCUAUAUCAAAGACAUUUUCUCAUGUGGGGAGCAGUUGGAGCAUGCGGAGGUGAGCACGGCGCUGCGCUACCUGGGCUACUACUACUACAGGAAGGGCAUGUAUGAUGAGUCCUCCUUAUGCGCACAACGCUGCUGCGACUACAACGACGCCCGUGAUGCGGGUAAGGCCCUGCUGAUGCAGAUCUCUGCUACGGUGCGUGACCAAGGGGAGCUGUCGCCUCUGGAGAUGUCCACGCCGGAAGUCUUCGCACCGCUCUCCAACAACAACGCAGCCACGCCCAUACGCAGAGUCUCACCCCUGGACCUCUCUUCUGUCACGCCCUAACACUCACACACACACACACACGUGCAGACACGCCCAUACGCAGUCUCCCCCCUGGGCCUCUCCUCUAACACACACGCAGUCUCACUCCUGGACCUCUCCUCUGUCACGCCCACACACACAUGCACACACACACACACAAACGCCAACGUGCCCUCAUACACAGUCUCUCCCCUGGACCUCUCCUUUGUCAACCCCUCACAGACACACAGACUGUUGGAAUACUUCAUGUCCACAAUUUCAUCCACACUUACCAUGCUUAUCUGUAAUUUCGGGGUGCUUUUUUUGUUUCUCAGAAGUGUGUUUUUUAACUUUGUAGGUUUGCAAUGAGAAACUGCACCGUAAACAAAGCAACAUCAGUUGCUACCUGAUCGUAAGGAUGCUUUUGAGAAACAGGAUCCUGAAUGGUCAUGGGUUCUUUCCAUUCCCCUCCCAGUCCUUGACCGGUGCUUCUGGCCUCACUUUUCAUUGAUGCCGCGCCUCCGUGGAG
Molecule: messenger RNA, 2233 nt
Organism: Engraulis encrasicolus (European anchovy)
Lineage: Eukaryota; Metazoa; Chordata; Actinopteri; Clupeiformes; Engraulidae
Gene: cdc23
Product: CDC23 (cell division cycle 23, yeast, homolog)
Exons: 17
Coding region: 1-1746 (581 amino acids)
Biological process (GO): anaphase-promoting complex-dependent catabolic process; positive regulation of mitotic metaphase/anaphase transition; cell division
Cellular component (GO): anaphase-promoting complex
Molecular function (GO): protein binding
Source: RefSeq, a predicted model, not a curated record